Molecule: messenger RNA, 2067 nt
Organism: Erpetoichthys calabaricus (reedfish)
Lineage: Eukaryota; Metazoa; Chordata; Cladistia; Polypteriformes; Polypteridae
Product: ATP-binding cassette sub-family G member 4-like
Exons: 14
Coding region: 8-1957 (649 amino acids)
Cellular component (GO): plasma membrane
Molecular function (GO): ABC-type transporter activity; ATP hydrolysis activity; ATP binding
Source: RefSeq, a predicted model, not a curated record
CACACAUAUGGACAUCACGCAUGUUGAAGUGACCCAGGAGACCACGCAUGUGGACAUCACACACGUUGAGGUGACCCAAGUGACCACAGUCAUGGAUGCCACGCACCAGAAUGAGGAUAAGCUGUUUAAGGUUGAGAGGCAGCGCUUGUCACAACUGCACAGACGUUUGGCAGUGGAUGUGGAAUUCACGGAUCUCUCCUACUCUGUGCUGGAGGGGCCUUACUGCAAAAAGAAAAGUCACAAGACGAUCCUCAAGUGCCUCUCCGGGAAGUUCUGCAGUGGGGAGCUGACAGGGAUCAUGGGACCCUCUGGGGCUGGCAAGUCCUCCUUCAUGAAUAUCCUGGCUGGGAUGCGAGAGACAGGGAUGGAGGGUGAGAUCCUGAUCAAUGGUCAGCAACGGAACCUCCGAACCUUCAGGAAGAAGUCUUCUUACAUAACGCAGGAUGACAGCCUGUUUCCGAAUCUCACAGUACUGGAGGCCAUGAUGGUGUCUGCCAACUUGAGCUUGAAGGAAAACACAGCUGAGAAGAGAGACCUGGUGAAUGAGAUCCUUAUCACCCUCGAUCUAAUGGAGUGCAUGCACACUCGCAUCUUGUACCUUUCUGGGGGACAGAGGAAGCGUCUUGCAGUUGCAAUGGAGUACAUAAGGAACCCCCCAGUUAUGUUUUUGGAUGAGCCAACCAGUGGUCUUGAUAGUAAUUGUUGUUUCCAAGUGGUUUCCCUCUUAAAGACUUUGGCACAGGGUGGGCGCACAAUCAUCUGUACCAUUCACCAACCAAGCGCUGAGAUCUUUGAGAUGUUUGACAAGGUAUACAUCCUAUGUCAAGGCCAGUGUAUCUACAAUGGCACCGUACCCCACCUCACCACAUUUCUUAUGAGCCUCGGUCUGCACUGCCCUGCACACCACAACCCGGCUGACUUCAUUAUUAAAGUGGCAUCAGGAAUAUAUGGUGAUAUGACUCCUGCCCUUGUCAAUGCUGUGAAGAAUGGCAUGAGCACCGCAGAGCAGCAGAAAAGCAUUAACAGCAGAAAAGAGUCCAUUUCCCCCAAUCCCAGUCAAUAUCAGAUUGAGAGCACCCCCACAGACUUGGACCCCAUGGGGAAUAAUAUGUAUGUUGCCAGCACCCUCACCCAGUUCUGUAUCCUGUUCAAGAGGUCCUUCAUCUCUGACUACAGAGAUCCGAUGCUGACUCUUGUGAGGUUUGUGUUUCACAUUGUGAUUGGCCUCCUGUUUGGAUUGGUGUACCUAAACAUUGGAAAUAACGCACAGAAGGUCUCUUAUAAUAUGGGCUUCAUCUUCCUCUCUGUGCUUUUCAUCGUGUUUACUGCACAAGCCCCUACAGUCCUCACAUUUCCUCUGGAGAUGUCUGCUUUGACAAGAGAAUACCUGAACUACUGGUACAGCCUCAAGGCCUACUACCUAGCCAAGACCAUGUCAGAUAUGCCCAUCCAGAUCAUCUGCCCAAUCAUCUACUGCUGCAUCGCCUACUGGAUGACCGGCCAGCCUCCUGAGGCCACACGCUUCUUCCUCUUCACUAUUAUAUUAACCCUCACGGCACUCAUGGCCCAAUCACUGGGUCAGCUCAUUGGGGCCAUGUGCAAGUCUUUGCUGGUCGCCGUCGUUAUAGCUCCUAGCAUAGCCAUUAAAGCGUCCAUCUUCAGUGGCUUCUUUGUCUCUUAUAACACAAUUCCUAUAUACCUGCGGUGGGCUACGUAUGUGUCCUACAUGAGGUACAGCUUUGAAGGAGCCAUAGUGUCCGUCUAUGGGAUGGGCCGGCCUGACUUGGAUUGUGCUGUGGAGCACUGCCUACGACAAAAAACUGAGACAAUUCUGCAAGGGCUGGACAUGGAAGAUGCCAAAGUGUACUUAGAUAUCAUUGCAUUAGUCAUCAUCUUCCUCUUCUUGCGGCUGGCAACGUAUUUUGCUCUGCGUCACAGGCUCAGAUCACAAAGGUAGAGUAAGAAAGAAAACAAAAAGGAAAAUGAAGUCCGCUGCAGCACGAGAAUGGUCAGUCUAUGCCCAAAUGGAUCCGUUUAAAGGACAACUUUGAGUUGAAUUGCUGUCUC